Aspergillus nidulans FGSC A4 is the source of this 843-nucleotide messenger RNA. RefSeq lists its product as uncharacterized. The coding region runs from base 1 to 843 and encodes 280 amino acids. The record is from RefSeq and is a predicted model, not a curated record. The transcript has 3 exons. Lineage: Eukaryota; Fungi; Ascomycota; Eurotiomycetes; Eurotiales; Aspergillaceae.
AUGCCUAUGAAAUGGACUCCUGAGAAAGAUCAGCUUCUCUUAUUGAAGAUCCUCGAGACUCAUGACUUCAGACUGGAUCCUAAAAAGGUUGCUGAAGUCUGGCCGGCCAUCGAUAACCAGGAUAAACCUACUCCCCGUGCCAUCACUGAGCGUCUCGUGCGCAUCCGUGCGAUGGUUAAACCGGGAAAGAGCAAUGGCAGCUCCAUGAUUUGCCCUCGCUCUGGAUCCAGCAGUUUGUCUCCUGUAUCGAAGAGAGGACGCAAACCUAGAACCCCGAAUUCAACCCCUAGGUCUGGCCGGCGGAAGAAGGCUGCAGGUAUCAUCGGAAACGGCAAGAACGCACCUACCCAGAGCUCGCAACCCAAAAGAGAUAUGGGUCUUGAUGAUGACGACACUAUUGUUCCUACGGACGCGGAGCACGAAUUGGAUACCGAUUUUGUUACGGGGAAGGUCGACAGCAUUUCCAUCCAAACGCCUACCAGGAAGAAUGGAGAGGGGCUCCUCAACUUUCCUACGUUCAAGAUUGCAUCGCCUCCCCCAGCCUUAAGCCCUGCUGCUGCUACCGCUGGGUUCAUAAGCCCCAGUGACGUUCAAGUUGGAGUUAGCUUGGGCUUGGGGAUCGGAAAGGAGGCUCAGCGGUCACUUGAUGCUGUUGGUGACGGAAGUCCAGUCAAGCGCACCUCCAGGGCCCGCCGGGCUACGACCACAUUCGGCUUGGUCAGCUAUACUGAUCAUCUUGCUGAAGGUGAGGACGGGUUCGAGGGAUAUAUGGAUGAAGUGGACAGUUCGGCAUCGGAUUAUGUCCCUGAUAGUGCCGUUUUAGACGAGGAGGAUUUUGCAUAG